Molecule: messenger RNA, 2329 nt
Organism: Phycodurus eques (leafy seadragon)
Lineage: Eukaryota; Metazoa; Chordata; Actinopteri; Syngnathiformes; Syngnathidae
Product: syncoilin-like
Exons: 5
Coding region: 727-1707 (326 amino acids)
Cellular component (GO): intermediate filament
Source: RefSeq, a predicted model, not a curated record
GAGUCAGGAUUAAGCCACUCCGGAUUCGAGUACCGACACGGUUUGUCAGCUCAAGUAUUUGUUUCCUAGGUGUCAGUCGUUCGAGGACGCCCCGCCGGGACGCGGACGGAAAAUGGCAAGAAGAGGUGGCGCUCGGGUGGACAUGUAGCGGCCCACCUGGAGGAGGCUGGCCACUCAGGUGUGGGUGCGGCCCCGGGUUCAGUGUAAGGAGGACAUCUCGUGGCCAAAAGGGAGAAGUACAUCAACGAUAGAUAAAUUAUAUCGCUAGCUAGCUAGCUAGUUAAAUAGAUAAUGUUUCAGUACUUAUUGCAUAGCUUGCUGUUUUGUAACAAGGAACAGCUGAAUGACAACAUUUACAACAGAUGUUUGAUGCAUUAAGUGACCAAUAGAUUUCCUGUUUCCUGUUUUUUCCUGGUUCCUGGUAUUUAAAGGUAUUUUUCAUCAUGUUGUUCACAUUUUGAUGUCAUGAAACCAAGAUGAAACUUAACAAUUGAUCAACAGCACUUAGCCAUUGUGAGGCUUCAAACAGGAUGUUUUCAGAGGGAAGUGGUCACUGUGUCGCAGAGUGUCAUCAGCAGGUUGUGACAGAAAUACGAGAGACUGGAAGAUUCUUCAAGGAUUUCCUCUGGGAUCCUUUGCAGCUCUGUCGUCACGGCCAUCUGGUGUCGUCCACAUCUUCAGACUGGGUCCCUUGGAUGACCCCCUCGAGCUUGGGAGAGAGUCGGCAUGGACAAUCAGGACAAGGUACCAACUGAGGAGCCUCCCACAGACCUCAUUCAAUUUAUUGAAGACAUCAAACAAAGCACUGAUAAUGGCAACUUGGACAGGGACAACAUUCCUAAGCUGGACAAGUCCGACAUGGAGAACAUAGGACAGAUGUUUGAGCACUGUAUCGAGCAGGUGUCCUGUUUGGAGAUGCGGAGAGAAGAGCUGAUACAAGAGUUCCUGUUUCUACAGGAGCCCAUGAAGCACGUUGUGGAUCAACUGAGGGGAAAUCUGGUGGAGAAGCGGAGACUGGUUACUCUGGCUCAGAUGGAUCACAUGGAUGUGUUUGAGGAAGUGCAGCAAGUGAAGAAGAAACUCUUCAACACUGCCAGAGCCUGCAUCCACAGCCAGGAAGAGCUCAAAGCCCAAGUCCAAUGCCUGACAGAGGAGUUUUUUCAACGCCAGGAGUCCCACCAAAACCAUCUCAACUCUUUGAGGGAUCUGGCCAAGAAGCCGUGCAGACAGAGAGCCAUGAGCGAUAUCAGCCUGUGCCGUCAAGCCUCUGUCCAUCUCCAGCGCCGGCUCAGCGUCAGCAUUCGGGAGUUGGAGGGCUGGUAUGAGCCCCGACUCAUAGCACUGCUCAAGAGGAGGCAAUUUGGAGAGAAGGCCUUGAGAGUGAGCAACGAGGAGACAGUGAUCUUAAGGGCCCAACUAGAUCCCCUAAAACAGGAAGUACAAAGACUGGAGGAGCAGAGGUCCUGUCUCAAGCAAAGGCUCAACCUGAUGCAGCAGGCGAGGGAGGAGAUGAUCACGCAACACAAGGAGGCUGAAGAGGAACUAAAAGAGGCUCUGAGGAAACUAAUGCUGGACUUUGAGGUUCAAAUAAGACAUAAAAGAGAUUUGGAGGCUCGCACAAAUGAUAUUUUAGAAGAGAUGGCACAUCUCAGAGUCUGUGAUGAAGCUACUGGAGAAGAACAGCCAGAGGAUUCUACUUCCUCUUAGGCCAACUGAUGUUGAACAGCUUUGCAUACAAUUUGUUUUAAAAAGUUUAUCAAAUACAAAACAUUAUCUUUGUUAUAAAUAAAUUGUAACAAAUUGUUGUUACAAUUUAUUUCCUUCUUACACACAAUCCAUCCAUUUUCUAUAGCACUUGACCUCAUUAGGGUCGCAGGUGAGCUGGAACUUAACUAGCGGAUUUUGGGGGAGAGGCGGCCACACCCGGCCUGAACUGGUCACAAGUCAAUUGCAGGACACUUUCAUUCACAUUACAAACACCCAUUUACUCCAAAUAUUUAUUAUGAAUAUACUUAAGUACACAAGAGUUCAGAUGUAGCAAAACAAAACAGAAAAUGCAGAGGGAAACAAUGUAUAUUAUGCAACACGAGAAGGAAAAUUCUUCUUUUGAACAAAUAAAGUGGAAACCGUAUGUACAUUUGUAUAAAAAUGGAUCUUAGUAGAAAUGUGUUGAGCAUAACUAACCAAUUCCAGAAAAGAUGAGGAAAAUACACUCAACGAAAUAAACAACCAGAAUGACAAUUUUUUGAUAAAUUUCAUUACAUCGGGGUUAAAUAACUGGGAUGACUACCAAAUCUUUAAAAAAAAAAAAAAUUCAGACUGAUCUUAA